Molecule: messenger RNA, 468 nt
Organism: Aspergillus japonicus CBS 114.51
Lineage: Eukaryota; Fungi; Ascomycota; Eurotiomycetes; Eurotiales; Aspergillaceae
Product: putative DRAP deaminase
Exons: 1
Molecular function (GO): catalytic activity
Source: RefSeq, a predicted model, not a curated record
CACAAACACUACAUGACUCUCGCCCUAACCCAAGCGCGCCGCUCCCCGCCGGCGCCCACCAAAUUCUGCGUCGGCGCCGUCCUCGUCGACGCCGACACGCACACCGUGCUCGCGACCGGCUACUCGAUGGAGCUCCCCGGCGACCGGCCGGGCGACCCGGGCAACACGCACGCCGAGCACUGCUGCCUCAUCAAGGUCGCGGCGCGCCACGGCCUCCCCGAGGACCGCAUCGCGGAGGUCCUCCCGCCCAACACGGUGCUGUACACGACGAUGGAGCCGUGCAACCGGCGGCUGAGCGGGGCUCGCACCUGCUGCGAUCGGAUCGUGGGGCUUGGGAAUGCGAUCAAGGUGGUGUAUGUGGGGAUCCGGGAGCCGGAGACGUUUAUCUCGGAAAAUACGGGGAGGGGGCGGUUGGAGGCGGCCGGAGUACGUUUCGUGGUGGUGGAGGGGAUGGAGGAGGAGGUUUUG